UAUUUCCAUUUAAGAAAGAUUUACACAUUUGCUCCUCAAAAUAUGCCAGGUGGUUUAGAGGGGAAAAAAGCAAAUAUUGAGAUAAUUUUCUUUUCUUUAUGAUUAUCAAAAUAUAAUUAAUUAAUUACACCAACGAAUUUACAGAACCUUAACAGACAUCCAAGUUUCCCGCUCUGCGUUCCAACCAGUCCAGAUUUUCCCGCGAACCCCUAACUCCAUCCACAUCCCAAUCCGUUCAAUCCAAUUACGUACCUUUACGUUUCAACUCUCAUCCUUAAUCUCCUUCCUCCCCCGUCAUAAUCCUAGUUUGUCCUUUCAUUUCCCAAUUCUUAAUUUCCUUUCUCCAUCCAAAACCAAGGAAAAACCAUGAGCUGGUGGUGGGCAGGUGCCAUCGGCGUUACCAGGAAGAAAUCCGACGUAGACGCCGCCGCACCUCGGACCAAUUACCAGAGCGUUGCCCUGAUCGUGGGAGUCACCGGCAUAGUCGGCAACAGCCUGGCUGAAAUCCUCCCGCUCCCCGACACCCCCGGCGGACCGUGGAAAGUCUACGGUGUUGCCCGCCGCCCCCGUACCGCCUGGAGCGCCGACCACCGCAUGCGCUACAUCCAAUGCGACGUCGCCGACGCCGCCGCCGCGAAAUACAAGCUUGCCCAGCUAAACGACGUUACCCACAUCUUCUACGCCACGUGGGCCCGCUGCUCCACGGAGGAGGAGAAUUGCCGGGUCAACUCCCAAAUGUUCCGCAACGUCCUCCAGGCGGUGGUCCCCAACGCGCCCAACCUCCGCCACGUGUGCCUACAGACGGGCGUGAACCACUACGUGGGCCCCAUCAGGUCGCCCGAACCCGGCCCAAGACCCGAACCGCCUUUCACCGAGGAUCUGCCCCGUUUGAGAUCCCCAAAUUUCUACUACUCCCUUGAAGACGUCUUGUUCGAGGAGACGGCGGCGAGGAAGCAGGGCCGGCCGCUGACGUGGUCCGUCCACCGCCCGGGCCAGAUCUGGGGGUUCUCGCCGUACAGCCUGAUGAACGUGAUCGGGUCCCUGUGCGCGUACGCCGCCAUAUGCAAGCACGAAGGGAGGCCGCUGAUUUUCCCCGGAUCGGAGGCGGCGUGGAAGGGGUACUCGGCGGCGUCGGACGCGGAUCUGGUGGCGGAGCACCAGAUCUGGGCGGCAGUGGACCCGAACGCGAAGGACGAGGCGUUCAAUGUGAUGAAUGGGGACGCGUUCAAGUGGAAGCAGCUGUGGAAGGUGCUGGCGGAGCAGUUCGGGAUUGAGAAGCAGGGGAUGGAGGAGGCGGAGGAGAGGCGGCGAGUGGGGCUGGCGGAGAUGAUGAAGGGGAAGGAGAAGGUGUGGGAGGAGAUUGUGAGGAAGAACGAUCUGGUGGCGACGAAGCUGGAGGAGGUUGGGAACUGGUGGUACGUGGAUGAGGUGCUCGGCGGCGAUGGCGAAGGCGGCGGUGGAGGUGAAGGCGGUGGGAUGAUGAUGAGUAUGAAUAAGAGUAAAGAGCAUGGGUUUUUAGGGUUCAGGAAUUCGGAUCGCUCGUUUGUUGCUUGGAUUGAUAAAUUGAAGGCUUUCAGGAUUGUGCCUUGACACAGAAUGAACGCCAGCGGCCAUAAUGCACAAAAACAAAAUGAAUACAUUUUUGAACUUCUGAUUCUUAUAACAUUAAUUUUUCUUUAUGACAGGUUAUAACUUUUAACUUGAAGGUGAAUUAUAAAAUGAUAAUAGACAUGUCGAACUGAAUUGUUUAAAGUUGUAUCGUAAUGUAAAUUUUAUGUCGUUAAUUGUGUGUUCUAGAGUGUUUGGAAUUGGCCUGUUUUCCAAAUUCCAAUUAUGGUGUUAUGAGUUAUGACUUAUAAAUUAUGAUUGCUUGUAAUUGGAGUCCAGUCUGGUUGUAGUUUUACUAUUUUCAUAUGUAAUCACUAAGGUGGCUAGGCUUUAUCACGAUUAAAACUACUUGAAUAGUGAAUUAGGUGGUUCAUUAUGUGGAUGCUGACAAGCUCAAUCGUAAUUUGUUUUGGUUAAAAAUUGAAAAACAAAUUGUGUUCUUAUAUGAAUGCAACGUUACAAAGUUCAUAUCGUUUUUAAUCAUUCUUUUGAUUGACAAAGAUUUUCAUGUGACUUAUCAGGAUAAAAGCAAAAAAUUCUU
Messenger RNA from Linum trigynum, 2149 nucleotides. The record is from the annotation of a GenBank genome assembly. Lineage: Eukaryota; Viridiplantae; Streptophyta; Magnoliopsida; Malpighiales; Linaceae.